Hemicordylus capensis (graceful crag lizard) is the source of this 1875-nucleotide messenger RNA. RefSeq names its product forkhead box S1 (gene FOXS1). Gene Ontology annotation, molecular function: RNA polymerase II cis-regulatory region sequence-specific DNA binding; DNA-binding transcription factor activity, RNA polymerase II-specific. The record is from RefSeq and is a predicted model, not a curated record. The transcript has a single exon. The coding region runs from base 148 to 1656 and encodes 502 amino acids. Gene Ontology annotation, biological process: regulation of transcription by RNA polymerase II; cell differentiation; anatomical structure morphogenesis. Lineage: Eukaryota; Metazoa; Chordata; Lepidosauria; Squamata; Cordylidae.
GCGGGUGGAGCUGGUCAGCCCCUCGCUUGCCUUUUCCAGGAGCGAGAGGCUGGGCCACAGCAGGGUUUAAACCAAGUGGUGGGACAGAGUUUCCACAGGACUCCGAGCUGCCAGUUUGCUGCGUGCAGCUGGAAAGAGGAACAGAGGAUGCAGCUAGAAUAUCCCCGGCCAGCCUCUUCCCGGUCCAUCCUGCCUCCCCUCUACGAGCGAGGAGGAGGAGGAGGAGGCGGCAGCGGCAGCCAGCUGGGCACAGGGCUGGCAGCGUUCCCCCGGCCAGAAGCCUUCCAGGGCCCUUGCUCACAGGCCGGCAGCAGCGACGGCACCAAGCCACCCUACAGCUACAUCGCGCUGAUCACCAUGGCAAUCCAGAGCACUCCGGAGAAGAAGAUCACCCUGAAUGGCAUCUACCGCUACAUCAUGGGCCACUUUGCCUACUACCGGGACAACAAGCAGGGCUGGCAGAACAGCAUCCGCCACAACUUGUCCCUCAACGAGUGCUUUGUGAAGGUGCCCCGGGACGACAAGAAGCCCGGCAAGGGGAACUACUGGACGCUGGACCCCGACUGCUACAACAUGUUCGAGAACGGCAGCUUCCUGCGAAGGCGCCGGCGGUUCACCCGCAAGCGAGGCCUGGCACAGGCCUUGGGGGACGGCAAGGGCAACAAGAAGAUACCCAAAGGCCGGGCCGUGCUGGCGAGCCAGACAUUCCCAGGGAGGGCCAUCAAGAUGGAAAGUGGCCCUUCUUCGCCAGCUCCCUCUAGCCUGCUCCAGAGCCCCUGCAGAGGGACCCCAGGCACGGAGAACUCUCUGCCCGGCUCAGAAGCCCCCGCCACUGGCCAAAGCGGCAGAGAGCCAGUCCUUCCGUGCCAGGAGCAGGCGGGCCCUGGGAGCCUCGCGUGCGCCAAGGGGUAUUUGCCCAGCCCCCAGCAGCUCGGCCUGCCUCUGCAAGCCCUGUCGGGGUCCAAGCCCCGGCCCUUUGGGAGAGAGCCCGGCUACCCUUCCCCCCGGGAGGAGAGCCCCCGGACGAAGGAGGCGGUUCUUGGGGACAUCCGGGCUGAGCCUCUGGGGCACGGCACCCCCCUUGGCCAGAGGAUGCCUCAGCAGCCUGCUCAGCCCAGGGCAGAUGUCAAGGAGCUGCUCCAGAGCACCCCCAAGACACCCGGACACGGGCCUCCCAGGACUGGGGAGGAAGUGAAGGAGGCCCCCCAGACCUUCGGCCAGCUGGCCCCGGCCUUCCCGCCCCUGCUGGGGCCCAGCAAAGCCGCCCAGCCUGGGAGCAGGCAGCCCUCCCCAGCCUGCCUCCCCUCCUCUGAGGGCGAGAGCUACAGCAAGACGCCGCCGGUGCUGCCCAUCUUUGGCUCUUUUGGCCAUCCGAGCCCCGAGGCCCUGAGCGGGAACUACCAGUGCCGUUUGCAGGCCUUGAAUUUCUGCGUCAGCGAGCACGGCUGCGGCGCCUCGGCCUUGGAGCACCUCUUGGCAGCCCCGCCAGCUCCCAGCUCCCCCGCAGGCCCCCUUCAGCCUCCCUCCUUCAUGCAGCUUCCAGGGGAGCAGGAGAGCUGGUCUGGCAGCCCCUUCGCCCUCCAAGGGGGGAACGGGUACCAGCUGGGCCUCCCCCACUGCCUCUACCGGACACAGGGCAUGUUCUUCUUUGAGUGACCAGGGGGAGCAGGCUGGGCACGCGGCCUGCCCUGCUGGGAGAGAGGAGCGCCAGCCCCACGGACACCCCCCUGUAAGUUAUUGACUCCUCCCUGGCAGAACCAAGCGGAGCGGCCGGUGACCAAGGCUGCCAGAGGUUGCCUGCCAGGUCCGGAAGACGUCUCCCGCCUGAUGGAUCCGACUCUUUUAUGGCUCGUGGAAUAAAUGUGUCUCCCUCCC